CUGCUGCUCUGCAGUGCUGUCGUUGGUUCUGUGGUUCAAUCUGUGGUUGGAUUCAAUUCACAAUUCACAAUUCACAUCACAUCUAUUUCGAACUUCGAUUGUUUUGCGUAAAUAAGUAUUUCUCGAAGGAAUAAUUUAUAAUUAAUUUGUGAACGAUAUUGCUUUUUACGUUUAAUCAGAAGCCGGUCAUUCCAUUAUCAAAUUGAUAAUAAAAUUUUGUAUCGGUCAAUCUUUGUUGGUAGUGCUCUUUCGAAAUAACCAAUAUGUUGCCACAAGAAGCCCUCGAACAGUUGAAAGUGUUUCUUAACCUUGUGAAACAAACUCCGCAACUACUUCAUACGCCAGAACUCGCCUUUUUCAAAGAGUUCAUCGAAUCUUUCGGCGGUGUUAUUCCAACUGCUUCGUGCAACAGAGAGACGAGCAAACCACCUGAACCCGAGGAGAAGAAACCCGUUCCACCUGAAGAAGUGAAUGAAUCUUCGGAUGAGGAAAGUGACGUGGAAUUGGAUAACACUGGUGUAAUAGAAAAUCCGGAUCCGGAAGAAGAAAUUGAAGAUGUAUCGAGUUUGAUUGAUCAAGAAGUCGGUGAAGACGACAUCGAUAAAGCUAACGAAAAGAAAAUCGAAGCCAUUUGCCAGUAUAACGAAGGAAAUUAUGAAAAAGCUGCUGAAUUAUUUGGCGAAGCUGUGAAAUUGAAUCCAAGCAUGUCGUUACUGUAUGUCAAGAGAGGCCAGUGCUACUUGCAAUUGAGCAAACCCAACGCGUGUAUUCGUGACUGUACGAGAGCUUUGAGCAUCAACCCCGACAAUGCGGCGGCUUACAAGUUUCGAGGACGUGCUCAUCGGUUGCUAGGCCAUUGGUUGGAUGCUGUGAAAGAUUUGCGAAACGCUUGCAGAAUUGAUUUUGAUGAACAAGCCGAUGAAUGGUUGAAAGAAGUAACACCUAAUGCUAAAAAACUCGAAGACCAUCAAAGAAAAUAUGAAAGAAAACGAACCGAACGUGAAAUUAAAGAAAAAAAAGAACGACUCCGUAAAGCUCGCGAAGAACAAGCUAAAGCCGAAGCAGCCAAUAAAUCAAAACCAGAUUUUGGCGCCGGAUUUGGCGGUUUAGGUGGUAUGGGUGGCUUAGGUGGCUUGGGUGGCAUGGGAGGUAUGGGUGGUAUGGGUGAAGGUACCGGAGACUACAAAAUACCUAACGAAUUUAUGGAUAUUUUCACCGAUCCGGAAAUACAAAAAUGUUUCGAAGAUCCUGAAGUUUUUGCCGCAUUUACCGACAUCUCCAAAGAUCCAUCGAACAUGUCCAAAUACGCUGGAAAUCCCAAAAUAAUGGCUUUGAUCACUAAACUAACCAGCAAACUAGGCGGUGGAAAAGGUUUCCCUGGUGGUGGUUUCCCAGGAGCCGGUGGUUUUCCUGGUUUCGGCGGUGGUGCCAAUCCGCCUCCGUCUGGUCCUAAUAUCUCCGAUGAUAUUGGUUUAGAUUAAUUUGGAUCCUGCUGCCGUAUGUCGUUCGUAUUUCUUUUCUCUUUAUUUCUUUUUUUUUCUUUUUUUUUUUUUUAAAUGUACAUAAUCUAUCUAAUUUUUUUCACAUCUUUCGAACGUGCCUAAGAAAUAUAUCAUUGUGAAGAGAAUUUCAUAGUAGGUAAAGGUAUUCACAAUUUCACAUGCGGGUCAAAAUGCAUCCUUCGUUGGUUGUAUAAUUUACAAGAAAGGGAAUUUCCCACCGGUGUUGAUUUGAUUAUAUUCGGUCUUUAAACGUAUCGCGAUAUUGAUUUAUUCAUUGGCCGUCGAUCAGUCAUUUUAUAUUUAUGUGAUUUUUAAAUAUGUAAGUGUUACAGAUUCAAGAUAUUUAUACUUUUUUCUGAGAUAAAUCUAUUAAACGCCAAUUGUGUACGAUAGAUUUUCAUGUUUUAUGCCUAGUUACGCGUUUCAGUUGUAUUUCCUUAAUAUAUUCAUUUAUAAAUCAAUUUAA
Molecule: messenger RNA, 1968 nt
Organism: Planococcus citri (citrus mealybug)
Lineage: Eukaryota; Metazoa; Arthropoda; Insecta; Hemiptera; Pseudococcidae
Product: hsc70-interacting protein-like
Exons: 6
Coding region: 264-1481 (405 amino acids)
Molecular function (GO): protein dimerization activity; Hsp70 protein binding
Source: RefSeq, a predicted model, not a curated record